ACCUUCAGCUUAGGUCAGUAAUUGCCUGGGUGCCUUGGAGACGAGGCAUCCGUAUCUGUGCAGGCAAGUAUGGAUACCUAUGCUCUCAUUACCCAUGGGUCUUGCAUUGAUGUAUUAUACAAUACUCUGUACGGUUCGGACUCUUCCAAAUGUCAUACAAACCGAGGUCUUAGUCUUGUUUGGUAGACUUCGCUCUCGAGCUGAAAAAAAAAAAAAGAGGUCGGCACCAACGCUUUGGGGUGGCGGGGAUGCAGGCCGAGGAAGGUCCAGGGCAUGUCGAUACGCUAGACGGUAGAACUAAAGAUUCUUAGCGCAAAGAGGCAGGUACUGGUACCUAGAAAAAGAGAGAAAGAGACCAGACGGGAAUUGGAAGACGGUUGGAACAUGAUGGCUGGCGGUUGGCUGUUGGCUGUUGGCUGUUGGGUGGCCUAUGAAGUUCUGUCCAUUGUCCAUUGUGACUUUGUCACCACAUACCUUGAGUACCUAGGUAUCCUCUCGACGCAGACGAAGU
Molecule: messenger RNA, 511 nt
Organism: Colletotrichum acutatum
Lineage: Eukaryota; Fungi; Ascomycota; Sordariomycetes; Glomerellales; Glomerellaceae
Exons: 1
Coding region: 80-295 (71 amino acids)
Source: RefSeq, a predicted model, not a curated record